Messenger RNA from Solanum verrucosum, 3125 nucleotides. Its product is annotated as microtubule-associated protein TORTIFOLIA1-like. Gene Ontology annotation, cellular component: cortical microtubule, transverse to long axis. The record is from RefSeq and is a predicted model, not a curated record. Bases 139 to 2727 code for a protein of 862 amino acids. Gene Ontology annotation, biological process: circumnutation; unidimensional cell growth; multicellular organism development. The transcript has 7 exons. Gene Ontology annotation, molecular function: microtubule binding. NCBI's taxonomy places the organism in Eukaryota, Viridiplantae, Streptophyta, Magnoliopsida, Solanales, Solanaceae.
UGUUGCUUCCAUUUGCAGUAACCCAAAAUCUUCUCGUCUUCUUCUUCUUCUUCUUCUUCCACUAUGCUUCCUUAGUGACCUCUAAAAUCAACACACAUUGUAAAAAUUCCCAUAAUUUCAUUGCAAGAUUCAGAAAAAAUGGCUUCUCAAGUAUCCAAAUCUUCAAAGCCCUCAAAACCCACACCACAAUCAUCAUCAGCACCCCCUUCAAGGUCAUCAUCAUCAUCUUCAUCACUUUCAACCCAUUUUGCCAUGAUUGAGCUGAAGCAAAGAAUCCUUACAUCUAUCUCUAAGCUCUCAGACAGAGAUACCCAUCAGAUCGCUGUUGAAGACCUCGAGAAAAUCAUCCAAACUCUCUCAAACGACGGCGUUUCAAUGCUCCUUAACUGCCUUUACGAUGCCAGCAACGACCCAAAACCUGCCGUUAAGAAAGAAACCCUUCGGCUUAUCCCCACCGUAUGUGCUUCGCACGGCGAUUCUGCGGCGACCCAUUUGACGAAAAUUAUCGGCAACAUUGUUAAAAGGCUGAAGGAUUCGGAUUCGGGUGUUAGGGACGCGUGUCGUGAUGCGAUUGGCUCGUUGUCUUUGUUGUACUUGAAGGGAGAAGCUGAAAGUGGGGGGAUUGGGUCUGUAGUUGCUUUGUUUGUGAAGCCAUUGUUUGAGGCAAUGAAUGAGAAUAGCAAAACGGUUCAGAGUGGUGCUGCUUUGUGUAUGGCUAAAGUGGUGGAAUGUGCUUCGGACCCGCCUGUAUUGUCUUUUCAAAAGCUAUGUCCAAGGAUCUGCAAGUACCUUAACAAUCCACAUUUCGUGGCAAAGGCUUCUUUAUUGCCUGUUGUUUCAAGCUUAUCACAGGUAGGGGCUAUAGCACCGCAAAAUUUGGAACCUUUACUGCAGACCAUUCAUGAAUGCCUCAGCAAUACAGAUUGGGCAACUCGUAAGGCUGCAGCUGAUACAUUAAGCACCUUGGCAUUGAAUUCAAGCAACUUGGUAGCAGGGGGAGCUACUUCCACUUUAACUGUGCUUGAAGCUUCUCGGUUUGACAAGAUAAAACCUGUGAGAGAUAGUAUGUUGGAAGCUUUGCAGCACUGGAAGAAAAUUGCAGGGAAAGAAGAUGGAGCCACAGAUGAUCAGAAAACUUCAUGUAUUGAUGGCGAAUCUUCUGAAUCUGCCGGAUCGUCAGAGAAGGACCUCCGAAAUGCUGUGGGCUUAUUAAAGAAGAGAGGUCCUGCUUUGUCAGACAGAAAAUUGAACCCAGAAUUCUUUCAGAAACUUGAAGAAAGGAGUUCAAAUGAUUUGCCUGUGGAAGUGGUUGUCCCUCGUCAAUGUCUUAAUGCAUCUAAUACACCAACUGAAGUAGAGUCUGUGUCAGAGAAAGCAGAAACAGGACGGAGAAUAAUGAGGAAAAGCCAGAUUGAUGCUAGGUAUAGUAACACGGAGAGUCAAACUUCUGGGGUAAGUGGCAGAGAACAUGAUACUGUUGAUGAGGGAGAUUUGAAUCAGAGGGAACAAUCCAGUUACCGUACUGGUUUUGCAAAAAAUGCUGGUCCGCCUGAGGGGUUUAUGGCUCACAAAGGAAACUGGCUUGCUAUUCAAAGACAAUUGUUACUUCUGGAGAGACAGCAGUCUCAUCUGACGAAUAUGUUGCAGGAUUUCAUGGGUGGAUCUCAUGGUAGCAUGGUGGCUCUCGAGAACAGAGUACGUGGUCUCGAAAGAGUCGUUGAAGACAUGGCACGUGAUUUAUCUCUUUCAGCAGGUCGAAGAGGUGGUGCUUUUACGACAAGAUUUGAUGAAUCUCUUAAUAGGCCCCUUGGGAAGUAUAAUAGCUUCCAUGAUUACUCUAGUACCAAGCUAGGUAGAGGUAGUGAAGGGAGCAUACCAUUUGGAGAGAGGUUUGUACCAUCUGAUGGUAAUUCAUCGGGUAUGAGGGGAAGGAGCCCACCACGUAGAUCUGAUAAUCCUGAUGCUUGGGACUUCCAUUCAUAUGGUAAGUAUGGGCAAUCAGGAUCUAGGAGAGGUAUUGGUGGUGGUCCCAUGGAUGCUAGGCCAUCUAAACUAGAAAACGAGAUAGAUCAGGUUGGCACAAGGAGGGGAUGGGCCAAAGGAGCAGGACCUGUUAGGUUUGGCGAGGGACCUUCUGCUAGAAGUAUCUGGCAAGCUUCAAAGGAUGAAGCAACUUUGGAGGCAAUCCGUGUGGCUGGUGAUGACAAUGGAACUGCUCGAGGUACUAGAGUAGCUAUUCCAGAAUUAGAGGCUGAAGCACUAACAGAUGACAAUAAUAUGCAAGAGCGUGAUCCAGUUUGGACUUCCUGGACCAAUGCAAUGGAUGCAUUUUCUGUGGGUGAUAUGGAUUCAGCAUUUUCUGAAGUUUUAUCUACUGGAGAUGAUUUCUUGCUUGUGAAGCUGAUGGAUAGAUCAGGUCCAGUGAUUGAUCAACUGUCCAAUGAGGUGGCAAGUGAGGCUUUGCAUGCUGUUGCCCAGUUUCUUCUGGAGCCAAACCUGACAGACAUCUGUUUAUCUUGGGUCCAACAGUUGCUAGAAAUUGUCAUAGAAAAUGGACCUGAGGUAGUGGACCUUCCUAUGGAAGUGAAAAAAGAGCUGCUGUUAAAUUUGAACGAAAUUUCAUCAUCAGUAGACCUGCCUGAGGACUGGGAAGGUGCAACACCUGAGCAACUGUUGUUGCAGUUGGCAUCUGCUUGGGAUAUUGAUCUGCAAGAGCUGGAGAAGUAGCUGCAUUCUACGAAUUCACCCGUUACAUGAAGUUAGUGUCUCGUGAAUUUUCUCCUGGGCAAGCUCAAUUUACUUGGAAAGCAACUCUUUUCCCAGUUAUUCACCCGUUGCAUGAAGUUAGUGUCAUGAAUUUUCUCUGGGGCCUGCUCAAUUUACUUGGAAGCAUCUCUUUUCCCAGUUUACUAGUUUGGUUCGGAAAUAUUUCUACUUUGAUUGAUAUUUCGAGAUUUAAUGUAAAUUGCAAUGCUUUAUUCUUCGAAUUCGUGUACUUGGGCAGCCUGUUUCACUUGCAAAUCACAAUUUUGCUGUUAUUUGUACUGUUAAUCGCGAGUUGUUCUCGCAGCUCAAUAGUGAAGUGGUCCAUGAAAGUUAUAUAAGACUUAUAUUUUUCAUAUAUA